CACGGGUGGGGGAAGCCGGCCGGUGCAGCGCUGGGACACGCACGCGGGCCGGCACUGGCGGCUGGGGAUGUCGUCCUGGACAAGGUGGCAUGGGCCCGCCAUGGCGAGGCUCUGGGGCUUCUGCUGGCUGGCGGUGGGCUUCUGGAGGGCCGGUCUUGCUUGUCCCACGUCUUGCAAAUGCAGCGCCUCUCGGAUCUGGUGCAGCGACCCUUCUCCGGGCAUAGUGGCGUUUCCGAGAUUGGAGCCGAGCAGCGCAGACCCUGAGAACAUCACCGAAAUUUUCAUCGCAAAUCAGAAAAGGUUAGAAAUCAUCAAUGAAGAUGAUGUUGCAGCAUACGUGGGACUGAAAAACCUGACGAUUGUGGAUUCUGGAUUAAAAUUUGUGGCUCACAAAGCAUUUCUGAAAAACAGCAACCUGCAGCACAUCAAUUUUACCCGCAAUAAACUGACGAGUUUGUCUAGAAAACAUUUCCGUCACCUCGACUUGUCUGAACUGAUCCUGGUGGGCAAUCCAUUCACAUGCUCCUGUGACAUUAUGUGGCUCAAGACUCUUCAAGAGACUAAAUCCAGUCCAGACACUCAGAACUUGUACUGCCUGAAUGAAAGCAGCAAGAACAUUCCCUUGGCAAGCCUGCAGAUACCCAAUUGUGGUUUGCCGUCUGCAAGUUUGGCCGCACCGAAUCUUACUGUGGAGGAAGGAAAAUCUAUCACGUUGUCUUGUACUGUGGCAGGCGAUCCGGUUCCUAAUCUGUAUUGGGAUGUUGGUAAUCUGGUUUCCAAACAUAUGAAUGAAACAAGCAACACACAGGGCUCCUUAAGGAUAACUAACAUUUCAUCUGAUGACAGUGGGAAGCAAAUCUCUUGUGUGGCAGAAAAUCUUGUAGGAGAAGAUCAAGAUUCUGUCAACCUCACUGUGCAUUUUGCACCAACUAUCACAUUUCUCGAAUCUCCAACCUCAGACCACCACUGGUGCAUUCCAUUCACUGUGAAAGGCAAUCCCAAGCCAGCGCUUCAGUGGUUCUAUAACGGGGCAAUAUUGAAUGAGUCCAAAUACAUCUGUACUAAAAUACAUGUUACCAAUCACACGGAGUACCAUGGCUGCCUCCAGCUGGAUAAUCCCACUCACAUGAACAAUGGGGACUACACUCUGAUAGCCAAGAACGAGUAUGGAAAGGACGAGAAACAGAUUUCUGCUCACUUCAUGGGCUGGCCUGGAAUUGAUAAUGGUGCAAAUCCGAAUUAUCCUGAUGUAAUCUAUGAAGAUUAUGGAACUGCAGCAAAUGACAUCGGGGACACCACGAACAGAAGUAACGAAAUCCCUUCCACAGAUGUCGCUGACAAAACUGGUCGGGAACAUCUCUCGGUCUAUGCCGUAGUGGUGAUUGCAUCUGUGGUGGGAUUUUGUCUGGUGGUAAUGCUGUUUCUGCUUAAGUUGGCAAGACACUCCAAGUUUGGCAUGAAAGGUUCUAACAAUCUGGCUUCAUACGCUAUGAAGGACCACUGGCUAGAGUAGCAGUAGUUUUGUUUUGUUUCAUAAGAUCCCACUGGAUGGGUAACUGAAAUAAAGGAAAAGACAGAGAAAGGGGCUAUGGUGCUUGUUGGUUGAUGCUGCCCUGUAAGCUGGACUCUUGGGACUGCUGUUGGCUUAUCCCGGGAAGUGGUACUUAGCUGGGGUUUUCUAGUAGAUGUGGGCAGUGUUGAAGGAUGUACUGUCAGAAGCCUGCACACACUGUGAGCUGUGGCUGGGGAACACCAAUGCAGAGGCAGCUCUCAGGCAGCUAAGCGGCAUCUCAAGAAAACGUCUUACAUUAAUGCUUCUUUUCUGUUCUUACAAUAGUUCAAAUACAAAACUGAAACCCCUUCCCAAUGGAUUGUGCUUCUCUUCUGAAAAGUGUGCUGUUUGACCCCACUGGAAAUGUAUUGACUUGCAUUGCUUUGGUUUAUUAAAGGUAAACUACAAAGUUUAAAAAAAAAAAUCUGAAGUCGGGAACAGGUAUAAGUACACACUAAUCAGUCUAAUUUAAACGUAACGUAUAUUUUAGUAUUGUUUUCUGUUCUCUAACCAGUACUGAAUUCAAAGGUUUGACUUUUCUAUCCACAGCGUAAUGACUCAAAGAGUGAAAGGCACAUACACCAUCACUUUGGGGACUUGGUGGUGUCACUAAAAGGUUCUUUCCUUCACUGGCAAUAAAGGUUGAAACUUUUAGCUUAGGUCUGAGAGUCAUACGCUGCUAAUGAUUGCCUUAGAGUUCAUCAGCCAGCAACCUUUUUUUUUUUUUUUUAAAGAAGACCCAGAACAAGAAGUAGCAGCAGCUGUUUGGUCAGGGCUAUAGAUUGAGGUUAAGCCUAGUUAAUUUCAGAAUAAACUAAAAGAGUGGAAUAUAUGCAUAUGGUGAAAUGAUCCCCUUGCCCCUUUUUUCUGCCCUCUGCGAUCUGCCUGCUUUUUAGAAGUCUGUUGAGUGAGAAGGCCGCAGUAUCUCAUGCUGUGUGCAUUAGAGAACUAGCUUUUCUACUCUGAAAAGGCCUGGGAGCAGAAUGGCUGGCCCGCUGUGAGCAGGAGAGGAGAUUCUAAGAAGGAUAGUCCCCCUCCGCCAUAGUGCCCUACUGCUGGGUUUUCAUGGGUAGGAAAGCUUGUCCCGACCCCAGCAGCAAAGAGGUGGCAGCUUGCUAAUGAAUAUGUGCUUUAUAAUGUCCUUCUUCAUUGCUGAGAGGGCGGUCUUAGAGCUACAGAUCCCUGUCUCCCCCCAAGUCUGACCCAUGGACACCUGUUUCAUUUACUUUAUCAUCACAGUGACCUGAGUGGGCUCUGCUCAGUCUGUGUCAGGCAGUAUCCUUGUCCUGAAGGGAAGUCUGGCUGCCCUCACCCCACCCCACUUUACUCCUUUCUUGUUAGGGAAACUCCAGAGCCAGGCCCUGGAGCACUGAGUUUGAAAACAAUCAGCUCUGACUAUUAGACAUGCACAUAUGUGCCAUGGCUGGACUAGAAACUCAUUGACGUUUAAAAAAAAAUUUUUUUUUUUUUUUUUGGAAAUAGCACAAAUUUUGCAGUUUUGCUUUUAAGAUUCAUAGUUGUUUUAAACUAGUCCAACAUGUUUGGAAACAUUGUUGUGAAUUCUGAGUAAACCAAGGCAUUAAUCUUAAUCAACCAAAUCCAUUUAGGCACCACUUGAUAUGAAAAGAAUUUCCAUAAUGAAUAUUUUAUACUGUAUCUUUUACAUAGGCCACUAAAUAUGUUUAUUGCUUGAUGCAGACCUUUCACAGAGCCCUGUGGAUUACAGCAUUUAACUUGGCUACUCCAUGCCCAUGCCUUUAAGAGGGGCAGUUUCUCCAAAGCAGAAACAUGCUGCUAGUUCUCAAAAGUUUCUCUCCGGCUCCACUGGAGUGUAAGGGCAGCUGGCCCUUGGCCUGUGGGGGUCCAAAUAUUCUCCGAAUUCCCGUUUUCUUGUUCGCUGCUAAAUGACAGUUCCUGUCACCGCUUAGAUUUCGAUCUUUCCCAAAGGUGUUGAUUUACAAAGAGGCCAGCUAAUAGCAGAAAUCCUGACCCCUGAAAGGAAAAUGAAAUUCGAGCUGUGAGCCAGGCCAGAGCUCAGUAUAGCAGAGGUUCUUAAGUAUCAGCCAUUUGGUACAAAAAAAUUUUUGAAGCUUUUAUGUUAUUCCAACAGAGUUGUUAAAAAGGUGAUCGAUUGUUCAAGAACUAUUUUGUAAGUUUCCUAUACCUAAAAUUAAAAAGAAGAAGAAUAUUCGUACUCAACAGCUAGGAGGAUUGCAGGGUAGAUUUUUGUUUUAAAAAUGGAGAAAAAUGGACAGAUAAGGCAAUUUAAUCUAUCAAAGAUCAGUUGACAUCUCCUAGGGAACAACGAAAACAGCAGGCUAUUAGAAAAUUGUUUCAUAUGGUUCUCAUGUUCUUUGCCUUUCUUUCUUUUCUUUUUUUUUUUAAUCCCUUAAGACCACAAUCAGUAACAUAGCUUCUCUUUUCUGUAGUCUGGACCACCCCAUUUCAUCCUUUGCUUUUUAUAUCCCCCAUAAGAAAUGUACUUUUUAGAGCUUCCUAAUGGCUUGUGUUGUAUUUUUGCAGCAUUAGAAGGAGAGGCAGCAUUUUGUUGAAAUCAGGCCUGUCGCCCUCCAGCUAAAGGCUGCUCAAUGCCAGGCUGGUCUCCUAAAUUCAUGAAGUGGCCUGGGUGAGCCAACAGUCGCCCCUCUGGAGGGGCAGCUGUCCCCUAGUCCAAGCCAAUGGUGCCCUCACGGGAAUGGGAGCCCGGGUUACCAAAUCUCGUGAUUCUUUAAGAGAAAUGUGAAACCUGGAUUUUUGUGCGAAGUGUCCCUAUUGUUCAAAAGUUGGCUCAGUGAUUUAAAAACAUUUUGUAGGCCAACAAAAUAGUCUGUGGUUUGUUACUUUUGUCUUAAAACACCAUCAUUGUUCUCUUACCAUAUCCUUCUGUCUUUCCUUUGCAAAUUCACUUUUCUUUCUUCCCAACUUUGCCAUUGAGGGCUUUACUGCAACAGCCUAUGAAGCUGAGAUUGGCAACCAGGUGACCUGCAGCAUGUCAGUUACCUUCGUUGCUCUCCUGUGACUUUCACCCCGGGCUCUGCCCUUGGUAAGGAGUCUCCUGCGACAGCACUCUCCACCAUUCCCCGAUUGAUCCCACUCCUAGUAAAUCCUUUUUCCUGUUUUGUCUGACACAAAUUUCUUUUCACCAGCUAUGCCUCCUGGUCCACCCAGGUGCUACCAGGUUUAGAUGGGAAAGAGCAUGUCCCAUUUACACAGGUGCCCUUAUGACAGGUGUGGCCAUCGGUGAGUAGAAGAACAGGUGUGUCAUCUUCAAGAGAUGCAGUUUACUCGAGACCCUCUUAGGUAGCCGAGAGAGACUAAGAAAUGCCCAUCAUUAUCACUUGAGACAUUGGCUGUGUGACAACAAAAAUAUGAACAUUCUGAGACUGAGGAAGGGUCAUCUCGCAACAGGAAAAAUGAGUCUCCACACACAAGAGAGAGAAUCAAUUCAGGAGUUUUCAUUCCCAGUCUCCCAGCAGGAAUUGAUUUCAUUUCUGAUCCACUGAGUUUUCUUUCCAGAAAUAGGCAGCAAGGAUAAGAACAAAACAAUCCCAGCUCCACCCCGCAACACAGAACUCAGGAGUUGGUUUUUGUCUUCUUACACUUCAAUCCUCCUGAAUUAGACCCAGGAUGGCUAUGGCUUGGAGCAUCUCCUCAGACAGAGCAGAGGUGACACUUACUCAGCAGCUGUGGAGUAAAUAACACAAGGCGGGAAAUCAGUUGCAUGCCAGGUGUGUGCUGGAGGGACGCUUGCCUUCUUUCUCCUCUUCUUCUGUCUUUAUUCUCUUAGAAUCCCUGGCUUUUCCCCCCUCUCUAACAUUCUAAGUUGACUCCAUGACAAAACGAGAGCUUAUUUUUAUUUGUUUUAUUGAUUGCUUUGCAGAUUUACAACACACACAAUGCCCCUCCCCCUCCCACCAUUGCAAAAAAUGGAAUCAAACUACUAAACAAGACUCGAACUAACUCGUCCCUCACCCUACUGGAGGGUAGGUGAUGUGCAUCUCCCCCUGCUUUGGUGCUAGCUGUCUAGAACUCCUCCCUGAUUUUGCCCUAAGUCCUUCAUACUGCAAUAGAAGUUCAUUUCAUCUUGUUUUGUCUAGACUCCAGAUAAUAGGACUAUCUGGACUGAAGAGGAGUGAUUCCGUGUCACAUAGGGUCUCACAGGGAUGCUGCGUCCAGCCAUGUGGGCAGAGUCAGUCGUGUCUAGUCUAUGUUCCUGGGGCCCCUGGGUUUGUGCAGCUCUGCAGGCUUGACUUCAAUGAUACUAGUACAGAGGCAACCAUUCUAUGAGGUGUGUUCUGCUCCGUUCACCUCUAGCACCUCAAACCAUGUCAGGUCUCUUCAAAGGCACCUGGGAAGAUUAAGGACAAAUUAAAUUCCUAGAUAGACCAGGAAUUUCAUGUGGUAUGGGGUGCUGCCAGAUUGAAUUAGGUUGACAUAAUUCCCAGCCCAAAAAGUUACAUGAAGAUGGCCGUCACAGGAGGCAGUUUCUCCCUGAGGUCAGCCCAUUUCCUUGUUUUGGUCUGCAGGGACAACGGGUUCUUCUAGCCACCUGAUUUUGGCAGUGAGAUUACUCUAAGUGUAAUUCAGGCUAAUUCUGCAGUGUAGCCCUGGCAUGGUCUUGAAUGAGCACCUAGGAUAAGGAGACCCAAACCUCACCCCACCUCCAACCACUGGCUAUGAUUGAAGUCAGUUUUUAUGGGAGAAAAAAAAUGUGUGAAAAGAAAAGAACAUAGAUUUUCACCCUCUUUAUUUUAAGACAGUCUAUUUUUAAAUUGAGCAUAAAAAAUACAGAGUAGUAAAAAAAAAGUCUUAAGAAAGACAAACCCUGAAGUUUUACUCAGUUCGUGUUCAAAUCCUCUUGCUGUAAUCCAGAGGCAGUCUGUGAAUCAUUCUCAUGCCGUUUUUUCCCUAUAAUGUUCCAGGUGUGAAAGCCAUUUUUCAUGUUUUCUGUAAAUAAUGAAUACUCACUUUUAAAAAUUUUAUUUUAGUGCUGUUUUAACAAUGUGGAUAGACCAUAAAUGUACUUGCUGAAUUCAUUCAUUUUUUUAACAAGCCAAUAAAGUUUUAUAAUUCAUC
Molecule: messenger RNA, 6628 nt
Organism: Carlito syrichta (Philippine tarsier)
Lineage: Eukaryota; Metazoa; Chordata; Mammalia; Primates; Tarsiidae
Gene: NTRK2
Product: neurotrophic receptor tyrosine kinase 2
Exons: 13
Coding region: 68-1513 (481 amino acids)
Biological process (GO): protein phosphorylation; cell surface receptor protein tyrosine kinase signaling pathway
Cellular component (GO): plasma membrane
Molecular function (GO): ATP binding; protein binding; neurotrophin receptor activity
Source: RefSeq, a predicted model, not a curated record